AUGCUCCAAUCAGACUCUGAAAAUGGCCAAGAAAGCGGUAAACGGACAUUUGAGGACGACGGGCAGAACGCUUCAUCCAAGAGACGGUCUAGCCUGGUGAAUCACCAACGAGCACUUAAAGCCUGUGAAGCUUGUCGCAAGGGCAAAACAAAAUGCUUCAAAUCCUCCAGUGUUGCCGUCCGAUGUGUUCGUUGCACCAGCUCAAAGCUUGAGUGUCUGUUGGAGUUGGAAUAUAAGCUAUAUAAUCCGUCGGUCACCAUCAUCGAUGGCAUUCCCGAGCACUUGCUCGAUGCACCGACAAACCAAAAACUCGACCGCAUCUACAGAGGGGUGUCGGAUAUUUUGGCCAUCAUGACAGCCCUGCUGAAAAGCACCGGCGCGUUGCCUUUGGUGAACAACGACGUGAAGCUCUUGUUAGAUGCGGCAAACUCAAUGAAGAAAACUUCAGAGAUUUCCACCCCCCUCGAAUUGUCCGACUCCGCGGACUUUCUUUCGUCCUCUCAAUCUUUCAGGAUAUCUCCUCUCAGCGUGGUUUCGAACUCAAUUGGACACAUACCUCUGUCAAUAGCAAAUCUUCUAAACCUAUCAUCUCUCAGAGCUCAGAGUUUCAGUCCUUCCCGAAAAACUCAGUAUGACAUAAUCACCUGCGGAAUUCUUCCAGAAAAUGAAGUUAUUGCUUUGAUGGAUGAUUUCAGAAGCAACUAUGGACGAUGGGUACUGUUCCCGAUACUGAUCUCCACAAAAAUACUCGUCAAUCAAAUAAGACGAAAGUCCUCUUUACUUCUCAGCACAUGCUGCUCGUUAUCUUUGAGAUAUCUGCUAAACGGUGAACCAAGUCCCGGUGAUAUUGAUUCCCAUCGCAGAAAAAAAGACGCAUACAGAGCAGUGAUCAAGCACUUGGUGCAAGAUUUGAACAAGUCACUACUAAAAUACGCCGCUUACCAAAGUUCCAAGGAAAUUGGAGAGGAUGUCGAGUUUUUCCAGUCCAUGGUGAUUCUUUCGAUUUACUCUCUAUCUUUGUCUUCCAUUGUAUCUAAUACGGUAGACCCCGAAUCACUUUUGGAUGAAGAUUUGGAAUUGCGUCAUUUGAAUCUAGAUCCUUGGUACUUAUCAGGUCUAGCACUCUCGACUUUCAUAUCGAAAUCAACAUUUGGCAAAUUAUUUGAAACGUCUGAUGGAUCUACAAAACUGUCUCCACAAUACGUUGCCAUGUAUGAUGAGCUCACCACCGAGUAUAGCCAGAUUUUGACUCUUCUUCGAAUCUACAAUCAUUUGAUCCUUGUUCAUUUAGUAAGCUGUGUUCUCAGUGGACGAAUGUGUCUAGUUGAUGAAAUAAGGCUCAAUCAAUGUACCUCGGCAUUGAGCUUGCCCAGUGCUACAAACUUUGAUGGAAGAAUGGUGAGCGAGAUUGGAGUUUUACUCAUUACCUACAACUUCAUCCAAAUAAACUCAAACUUGGAUUUGAGCAAAGGCACGAGUCAGCUUGAGACUAGCUUGGAAGCAGUGGAAGCCGACUUCCAAGCUUGGCACGAGCAGUGGGGAUACCUUUUUGAACAGCCUGUCCUACAGUUCGGUGAGUUUUGUUUUAACUUUUGUGACUUGCAGAUCGUAUACAACUACGUUUACUAUAAAGGACAAGCGAACUCUGGGGAUGAAAUUCUCACAAGAUACAAUGGCAAAGAAUUCUGUGAAUCGCAAAACUUAAUGAGACUACUAAAGCAUGCUGCUGAUGCAGAUCUAUCCAAAAUUCUUCUCCGAUCCUUCACUUUGACGCAUUUCGUAACUAAAGUGGAUAAUGAUUCAUAUUUUGCAUAUCUAUCUGAUCAGAUACACUUUUUCUUUUUCUAUGGUGCGAUAUCCUUGGUCACAACUUUGAAAAUCCUAAGCGAUGAAAGCAAGCUCUCGCUUCUAAAAUCAUUACCAACAGAGCAUCUGGGUAGUCAUACAAUGAAGUCUAUCCUCAAAAUUGUCAAGUUGUUGACCCAGAAGUUCGAAAAAGUGGCUCAAGAUAACCCAAAUGAUAUCAUUACUCAAUACAAGAAUGGAAUCCGUGAUUGCGUGGAACGUCUAUCUCCUGUUCCAUGA
Molecule: messenger RNA, 2085 nt
Organism: Metschnikowia bicuspidata var. bicuspidata NRRL YB-4993
Lineage: Eukaryota; Fungi; Ascomycota; Pichiomycetes; Serinales; Metschnikowiaceae
Gene: ZCF19
Product: Zcf19p
Exons: 3
Coding region: 1-2085 (694 amino acids)
Biological process (GO): regulation of DNA-templated transcription
Cellular component (GO): nucleus
Molecular function (GO): DNA-binding transcription factor activity, RNA polymerase II-specific; transcription cis-regulatory region binding; zinc ion binding
Source: RefSeq, a predicted model, not a curated record